Rhinichthys klamathensis goyatoka is the source of this 2849-nucleotide messenger RNA. It is a transcript of the gene osgn1, whose product is annotated as oxidative stress induced growth inhibitor 1. NCBI's taxonomy places the organism in Eukaryota, Metazoa, Chordata, Actinopteri, Cypriniformes, Leuciscidae. The transcript has 6 exons. The record is from RefSeq and is a predicted model, not a curated record. Gene Ontology annotation, molecular function: oxidoreductase activity. Bases 166 to 1701 code for a protein of 511 amino acids.
GUGCGGCUUCUCUCUUUACAGCCGGGAGGAAGCUACGUGUGUAUUUUACAUUUCGUUUUAAAAUAUCUUUGCAGCCGCUCUGCUACAACAACAAGACUUUGCUGUCUGAAGUAAAGAAGCGUGACUUAUUUGGAUCUCGGAUAUUUGCAUUAAAGGAGAGCCAUUAUGGAGCAGUACAACAAAGACACAGUUUCUGAGGAUAUCCUGCCUGUUGUCAUUAUUGGUAAUGGACCAUCAGGGAUUUGUCUCUCUUAUUUGCUGUCUGGAUACACGCCUUACCUUUCCCCCAAUGGCUUCCAUCCCAACCCAAUUUUGCAUAACAAACUGACGGCGAAUGCUCAUCUGUCUUUGCUUGACCAGGAUCUGGAGUACCUGUGUGAAGGUGUGGAGGGCCGUUCCUCAAACCCUGUGGCUGUGCUCUUCGAUGCCCUCCUCCUUCCAGAUGGUGACUUUGGGGUGGAUUGCGCUUCGCCACUGAUAUGGCGUCAUGAGCCGGAAAGGGCCACUCCUCACCUUGUACUGGGGAAGGGACCACCUGGAGGGGCCUGGCAUGCAAUGGAGGGCUCAAUGUUGACUCUCAGCUUGGCUAACUGGAUGGAACUUCCUGGUUUGAAGUUGAAGGACUGGAUGAGAGAUAAACGAAAAAAUUUACGUAAUGACCGGGCCACGCCAGCUGAGAUUGCGUCCUACUACCAGCACUAUGUGACUAAAAUGGGUCUGGAGAGGAGCUUUGCUUGCGGCACCACCGUAACCUCACUCUCUCGGGUUUCCCUUGAAUCUGACUGCUCCGUUUGGAAGAUCGAAGGCCUCCAGAGAAGCGCAAAUGGUGAUGAUGGAAAGGAAGUAAUUGAAGUCCCUUUCUGCGUAUAUGCAGAGAAUGUGGUGCUUGCCACAGGAACCCACGACAUCCCAGCCCGUCUCGACGUGGAAGGCGAAAACCUUUCCUUCGUGUGCCACAGCUUCUGGGAGCUGGAGGCCGCCAUUUCCUCAGGCCGUUUGGACCAUGCCUCCGAGCCAAUUCUUGUGGUUGGUGCUGGCUUGACGGCGGCAGAUGCCGUUCUCGCGGCUCACCACUUGAACACACCUGUAUAUCACGCCUUUAGGCGACCUGUGACCGAUCCGGCGCUUAUCUUCAACCAACUGCCCAAACUCCUCUACCCUGAGUACCACAAAGUGCACCAAAUGAUGAGCCAACAGCAACACAAAGUGGGUGAGACGGAGGUUAAUCUGUCCAACCAAGCUCUUACUUCACCUGCUGAGAACACCUGUUACCCUGGGUACCUCAGUUACCCAAAGCACCGUGUGGUUGCCUUCAGACCUGAUGGCAAGUGUGUGCUAGAGGAUGAGGGAGGGCAACAGACAGUGCUACAAGUCUCAAUGGCGCUCGUUUUGAUUGGUGCCCAUCCCAACCUGUCAUUCCUCCCAGAACAUGGUCGCCCACUGGGGUUGGACUCCGAAGAGCCAAUCAGCUGUCGGAGGAACCCGUUUGACGUGGAUCCGUACACGUAUGAGAGCGUGAAGGAGCCAGGGAUGUAUGCCAUGGGUCCACUGGUGGGUGAGAACUUUGUGCGGUUCCUGAAAGGCGGAGCUUUGGCUAUUGCAUGUGACAUCGCACGUAAACAAAGUACAAAACGACAAAGUGCGACAGAACAUCGCAAAACCAGCUUAUUGAAUAUUAAACUGACCAACUGCACCUUGUAAUCAUGAAAAGACAGACUUAAAAAAGGUGUGAAAAGAGUUUAUGUAUAUCUAUCUGGUGCUUCCAAAAUCUUUCAGAAAUGCCCCACUUAUCAGAAAGUGCUCAGUGGUUCUGCUCCGACUGACAUGAAUGAACCAGACGUUGAACGGUUCAAGACCGUUCUGACAUCCCCACUGCAAGUGCUUGCAUGCAGACUGCGAAUGCACUGACACAGAUUUGUGUAGUUAAUGGCUAACCUGGCCUAAACAUUAAUCUACAUAAGUCUACGGACACAUGGUGCUUUGACUUCAGGUAUUCGUUUGUGCAUGGCUGCUUUUACGAAACACUACUCGUGAUCUGUUGUGCCAAAUUAAUGUUUGUAAUUGCUGUGUUUUCAAAUCUAACAUUUUCUUCAUGUAAGGAAAACGGAAAACUAAUCUUUGCCAAGCAAAUGCUGCGGUUGUAUCGAUGCUGGUACUGACGGCUUGUAUUGUCUUCUUUGAUGAAUGUAGAAAUCUUAUUGGACCUAAAAAAUCAGAAAGAUCAUUGUAUCAUUUCAAAUGUUUGUCUUCCAUACAUUGCCUUCCCAAGUAAAGCAUACACCUUUAAGUGAGUCCAUUGGUUAUACCAGCAAACCUGACUUGACUGUCUAGAAUUGGGGCUCUUAAAAGUUUAAGAUGUUCUUGUUUCAUUCUGCUGUUGCUAACCAAAAGUCAAACCUCAGUGAGGUCAGGCUGCACUUACAAAACUGACCACGAGAGGGCCUUUGCACACGGUGACUGAAGCCAGCAGCAUUGCAUCAGGCAUAGUGAUCUUUCAUGACAUUAUGUGAAUGAAUGAUGCAUCCUACAUAAGCUUAUUUAUGACUGCGCUAACUAACAUGGGCCAAAUGUAACUUUGCCUAUGAGAUUGGUGCAUGGCUCCGAGGACCCUUUGAUGCAAUAAAUAAAGUAACUGUACUUUUUUUUGUUUUCUAAAAUGCAUAUCUAUUUCCUUUUUAAGAAAGCGAUUCUACACUGAACAUUGCAACAUUACAUUUGUUUAUCUUAAAAACUUAUUCUACUGUAUUAUUUGCCUAUAAGUUAUGAUCCCUGGCAGCUCUGAUUAAACAUGUUUGUAAAAAUGGUUUGUACCUUUUGGAAAGGGCAAAAAUACAAACAAAAACGAGGUU